Messenger RNA from Tupaia belangeri chinensis (Chinese tree shrew), 1597 nucleotides. RefSeq names its product radial spoke head component 9 (gene RSPH9). Gene Ontology annotation, cellular component: axoneme. The transcript has 8 exons. The record is from RefSeq and is a predicted model, not a curated record. Bases 316 to 1398 code for a protein of 360 amino acids. Gene Ontology annotation, biological process: motile cilium assembly; cilium movement involved in cell motility; axoneme assembly. NCBI's taxonomy places the organism in Eukaryota, Metazoa, Chordata, Mammalia, Scandentia, Tupaiidae.
GGGCUCGGGCAGGCCAAAUGCCCCUGGAAUGGGCGGGGUGAGCUCUCCAGCCCCACCCAGUCACCUGCCUUUGGUGGGGAAGCCAGGCCAUGGCCGUAACAACUGGCGACAUCCAGUUCCAAGCCGAAAGGUGGAGGAAGGGGGCUGGUGCAAGCCCUGGCGUUACUGACCCGCUCCGGGGGCAGGAGGGCUGGGCGGUAGGCGGUCGGUUGGGUGGGGCCUUGCUUCCCGCCAGGCGCGGGGGCGGGGCCCCGGUCUCCGUGGAGACCGCUUCACCUAGCAACCGGACGGGCGUUGAGCAGAGCCGCGGGCCUGAUGGACGCCGAGAGCCUCCUGCUGUCUCUGGAGCUGGCAUCGGGCAGCGGGCAGGGCCUCAGUCCGGACCGUCGGGCCUCGCUGCUCACCUCCCUCAUGCUGGUUAAGCGCGACUACCGCUACGACCGAGUCCUCUUCUGGGGCCGCAUCCUCGGCCUCGUCGCCGACUACUACAUCGCGCAAGGCCUGAGCGAGGACCAGCUCGCCCCGCGCAAGACUCUGUACAGCCUGAACUGCACGGAGUGGAGCCUCUUGCCCCCCGCCACAGAGGAGAUGGUGGGCCAGACGUCUGUGGUGAAGGGCCGCUUCAUGGGGGACCCCUCGCAUGAGUAUGAACACACUGAGCUGCAGAAGGUGAACGACGGCGAAAAAUCCUUUGAAGAAGAAGUAGUGGUCCAGAUCAAGGAAGAGACCCGCUUGGUGUCCAUCAUUGACCAGAUUGACAAGGCUGUGGCCAUCAUCCCUCGAGGUGCCCUCUUCAAGACCCCUUUUGGACCCAUCCAUGUCAAUCGGACCUUUGAAGGAUUGUCCUUAUCCGAAUCCAAGAAGCUCAGCUCCUACUUCCACUUCAGGGAGGCUACUGAGCUGAAGAAUAAGACCUUGCUUGAGAAGGCUGACCUGGACCCCUCUCUGGAUUUCAUGGACUCCUUGGAGCAUGACAUCCCCAAAGCUAGCCUAUGUGGAUAUCGUCCGUAUGUUAUGGGUGAGAAAGAGGCUCAGAGCAACUCCAGGACACAGUGGAUGUUAGCGUUAGCCUCAGGCUCCGAUAUUACUCGUGCUGUCACACAGAUGUUUCCAGCACAGGGCACUAAGAAUCUCCCCCAUACCAGAUAUUCUCCAUGCACUUGGAACAAGACAGACACCUCAGAGGUCUGGGAAGAUCAAAUGACACAAGAUGGGAAAGAGAAACGUGAACUAGAAGGGUCCUGGAGCAUCCAGAUGGAGCGAGGCAACGCCCUGGUGGUGCUACGCAGCCUGCUUUGGCCAGGCCUCACCUUCUUCCACGCCCCCCGCACCAGGAACUAUGGCUACAUCUACGUGGGCACUGGCGAGAAGAACCUGGACUUGCCCUUCAUGCUGUAGGAUGGGAGAGGCCGGACGGUCUGACAGCGAGUAACAGAAGGGCUACCAGACUAAGUAUUUAUGGAGAAGCUUUGGACACCCACUUGUCCAUCAUUUCACAAACUCCAAUUGAAAAAAUAGAAUCUCUAACCUCAACUAUUCCUGUUGUAAAACAAAAUGAAAACCAAGCAAAACCAAAACCAAUUCCUUUUGUCUUUCU